This is a messenger RNA of Varroa destructor (honeybee mite), 8121 nucleotides long. RefSeq lists its product as uncharacterized. Lineage: Eukaryota; Metazoa; Arthropoda; Arachnida; Mesostigmata; Varroidae. Gene Ontology annotation, cellular component: myosin filament; cytoplasm; myosin II complex. Gene Ontology annotation, molecular function: microfilament motor activity; actin filament binding. The record is from RefSeq and is a predicted model, not a curated record.
CAAUUUUCUUGUUACUGGACAAUAUAAAAUCUUCGAACCAUUUCGGUUUAUUGCCAUGGGAACGACGACGAGAUUGACGACUGGGGGAAUACGACGGCUGACUUUUUUCAUUAGGAUCCCCCCGACGGCGACAAAAACCGAGUUCUUGGUUCGCAUCCUUCGACCGUGGGGUUUUAGUCGCUUUUCCACGGCAUGACGGGCCUGUUCGGAUCAGCUGGACCGGCAAGUUCGUUAAGUUACAAUGGCAGGCAAGUCCAGUGCUUCAAUCACCUCGGCUACGACAGCCGAAGAUGCUACAGUUUUCGAUAACGCGAGGGUUGUCGAAGCCAGUACCGGCGACGGCCGUAGGAGUAAUAAAGCUUCUGACGAUAGUGACAAGAACCGUUACCCUGCGGCGGCGACUACAGCCGUGGCUGCUGCUGACUCGGCUGAUACCACCGUAACACAAGCCGCUACUGCCGCUGUCGUCGUCAAUACUACUACAACAAUUGGCUGUGUUGAAUGCGUUACCGGGGAGACGAACCCAACCCUUGAGGUAGAGAGUAGCUGUUAUGCUCCUGUUAUUACUCCUGAUACCCCUCGUAAAGCGGCCGCUAGCCCGGCUCUGACUUUCGCGGACACUGACGAGGGCGAAAGCUUCAGCCACAACCAUCGCCCGCAUCGGUCAGUCGAUGCCGGGCCGACCGACGAUCGGGGGUUGCCUUUAGAGAGAGAGGUGGUAGUGAAGGCCGACUGCGAUAUUGCCAGGACCAAUUGCCGUACCAACAGUAAGCCUGCCGCGACAAUAGCAGGGACAGAGCCCGAUCGUGGUUCUCGCGGAGCGACUAGGGAGCUGGAUGGCGCAGACGCUUCCCACAGUGAACAAACAGAGGCCACUGGAAUAGUUUCAAUUGAGGCUACUACGACUAACAGUUGCUAUACAGCUGCUAGAGAGCAACGGCAAGAAGAGCUACCGGUCCGGGAAAAAGCCUCUGUGUGGGAGGAGCACCCGAAAGUUUGUCAGCAGCUUCAGGAAUGGCGAGAGCGUUACGAAGAUCUUGAACGCGAUCUUUUAAAGCUUCAGGAGGGUAAACAAAUCGUAAGACACGAUACUACAUUGAGUUCAACGCAACAAACAGCUACAUACGAUGUGGAGACAAGCUCAACAGUUACGGUGGUCACAUACAAUACUUCAACAGAGGACCUCGAAGAAACGAGAGAGGUAAUACAAAGUGACACGGAUAACAUCAAUCGACUUCUUCGACGGCAGGUUCGCCUAUUGGCUCAGACAAACUUUUCACUUGGCCGGAAAGUCGAUCGACUGACGAAAAGCCUUACCACCAGGGACAACACCCAAGAUCGAUUCCGAUCUUUCGUCGCCAGCGAAAAGAAGACACUCGUGGAUCUCUCGAAUUUAGUAUCAUCUUUCAAAAAGGACUACUCUCGAUUACGGACCACAGUGAGCCUGUUUCUAUCAGAGUACCGCAACGAGCUUUCUGAGCAGAAGUCGAACCUCAAUUUGCAGAUGGCGGAAGCAGCGAAUCUAUCCAGGGUAACCGAUCUGGUCGCAACCGCAGUAGGUAAUGUUGUCGAAGAGGUCACAGAACUCAACGCGGAUGAGACCUCGUUUGAUCUCAUUGAUGUGCCGAAGAUCAUGGUGCACAGCGGCAGCAUGACAGACGACGAGCUACAAAACAGUGACCCCUUGCGGCUGACCUGCCAAGUGUUCACUCCCGAACAAGAACUGUCGGCGCUUUACGCCGCAUUUGAAAGAGUUUUAGAAGUCAUCGCGCUUCCUGCCAAUCAACAACUGGUCUACGGACUCAGAUCGUUACUUUCAUCAAAUGGCUCUAUCGAGAGCGUUGUCGCCCUUGUAAAUGAGAACCUUCAAUCUGUUCCGCGUAGUGGACUUCCAUCAAGGAGCCGCACUCCCAUCGACCGUGACGACGAUGAGCUCCCCGUUGAUGCCAUUAUACAUAAGCUCCAGUACGAGGCCAAGAUCCGCGAGCUGGAGCAAGAGGUCGCUGCUAUUGCCAACGAAAAACAGCGUCUGGCUAACGAGCUAAAUAAAGCUAUCCAAUCGACGUCCCAUGCCGCAGCACAAAUAGCGCGCGAAAGGCCGACACGGAUGGACUACGAGGCAAUUCAUCCGUUAAAAGAAACCACAUCACAUCGAUAUGACGAAGCUUCACGCCUGCAAGAGGACUCACGUACCCGUGAAGAAGUCGUUCUCGAGGUGACGCCAGCGGCUGGCGGAGGUACGUCGCGCAUUGGGGUAGCUCGUGAUGGAAAUUAUACCGGUUGUGAUUCCGGAGUAAAGGAAAUUUUCCACGUGCCACUGUCUGAAGGUUCGUCGCUGUCCGAGGAUUCCGCGUCUCGGUGGUGCUCUGAGAUCCAAGGUCUGCGGGAGCACAUCAAUACGUUGCAACGUCAGCUCAACGCUCAGAAAGAGCUAAGCGAAAGGCUUCUCCGCGAGAAGGCUCGCAUGCUUGAGCAAGUGGCUGAACUCCGCGAUGAAAAGCGGCGACUAGAAGAUAGUGCAAUCCAUCGCAGUCGCGAGCAACAGAUGCAUAUUGAGACCCUUUCCAUGAGGUGUGAGCAACUCCAGGAUGAACGCGGUUCGGAGCGGAAGGAACGACUUGAUGGACAGAUUAUUGGAUCUCUCAAGGCCGAACUCGAAAAGCUGGGCGAUGAAGUUCGACAGUUGAGCGAGGAGAACCUCCAUCUGAAGAACAAAACCAUCUUGACAAGACAUGACUGGCAAAACAUCGUACAAAAGCGGUCAUCGGAGACGCGCCGUCAUGAAUUGGAGAAGUUGCAACUACAAGAACAAGCCGAAGACGCCCGGGCCGACAGUGUGGCAAUGCAUCGUGAGGUUGAUCAUUUACAAGGCCGCUUAUUGCAGCUCACGAAAGAGCUGACGGCCUCAAAGGAAGAUGGUCAGAAGGAACGCGCAAAGGCCGAAGCGGCCCAACAGGCUUCGGCCCACCUAGAAAAAGAAAUCGACAAAAUUCGACUCUUCUAUGAAGAGCAAGCUCAGGAUAAUAGAACGUGCCACCAAAAAGCCAUUGAGGAGCUAAAGUCUGGCUACGAGGCGCAGAUCAGCGAAUUGCGUACCCGCUUCAAAAGUACCGCUGACGAGUAUAAUUCGAGGCUCAAACACGAGAUGUUUCCCGUUCUUGACGAGUUCCAACGGCUGAACAUCGCCGUGGUUGAGGCUGAAGCCGAGGUCGCAUCGCUGCGCGGUUUGCUCGAGCGAGAAAAGACCGAAUGCGAUCGACGUCAUGAAACAGAACGAACCCUUAGAGAGCAAAUUGCAUCUUUAUCAAGUGAUCUUUCAGAGCGCCGCGAAAAGUGUGAAGAACUUUUAGGUCAGUUGGGAGAGAUUCAGGCUUCGCAUGGUGCACAGUUGGUUACCCUGGCGAAUACGCAGCGCGCUGCCGUUGCGCUGAAAACAGAGUGUGAUCGACAACGGCGGUCAGCUGAAAAAUCGGCUGCGGAACGAGCUGAACUCGAACGAGAGCUGUUGACUUUAAGGGAGGCUAAAAAUCAGAACGACACCGUCAUUCAAAAUGAAUGCAGUCACAUGCAGGAGAGAAUCGUUGUUCUCCUUCGCGAAAAAGAAGGUCUAUCAACGGAGUUAACUGAAACUCGUGACGAAGGAGAGGUGCUCCGGGGUAGAAUCACCUUGCUUGAAAUGCAACUUGAAGAGCACCGCAAGAGGCUGGUUGAUGAGGGGGAAGCGCGCGAGAAAGAGUCACAGAGAAUGGCGGAAUUGAAGGAACAGUUAAAUAGCGCCAGGGCCGAAUUGGACAUUUACCGAGAAAAAAUGGGUAAGCUCGAAUGGCAGCGAACAGAGCUCCUGGAGUGCCGAGAGCGUCUACGGCGCCUGGACUCAGCGUUACUUCCGUUAACUCAGCAGGCGUCGUGUGUGCCUGAGGCUGUUGAAGAAGCCGUGGCCCGACUUACCGAUGAGCUGGAGACGCUAAGAGGCCGUCUAGGAAGUACUGAGCACCAGCUGACGAAUGUGCGAACACUGAGCCUAUCUGAAUCAUUGAGAAAUUUUGAAGACAGUAAGAAAGCAACUGAACUUCAAAGGGAACUGACUGUGAAAGAUGCGCGCAUCAACGCCCUGGAACAGCGUUUGUUGAGACUUCAGACGGAAAUCGAAUUGGAACGACAGAGUGAGGAGACUCGAUUCACCGAGGGUCUUCCACUGCAGCAACAUAACAAGGUCCUUAUGCACGCUGAGCUCAGCAAAGCUUCCACGUCGCUCAAAUUGAUGGAGGAAAAGUAUGAAGAAGAAAUGGAGAACGAGCGCCAAGCGAAUCAACGUCUCCGUGAGCAGAUGGAACAACUCAGAGACGACUGUGAAAGCCUACGAAGGGCACUGCAGAAAACUCAGGACGAGGUAGAGGGGCUUAGACAAGUCCAGCCAAUAGCCAAAAUUACGCAGCGAGGUUCACCUGUCAGAGGUAGCUCCAUGGAACAACAGGAUCUUAGCAACAGCCGGGCCCUCAUAGUCGGAUGCAGCCACAAUGUUGGCGGGGGACACCACGAUUCGAAAGAGCAUCAUACCAGAGAGAAAAAUUACGAACAGUUGUACCGCCGCCUGAAGCAUGAUUACAACAACUUGCGCCAGAAACUCGAAACAUUGCGAAGAUUACAUAAGGACGCUGCUUAUAAACAAUUCACUGCCAAUAAUGUCCUUCUAAACGAAUUAUCUCGUUCGCUGCACAACGUUUCCGUGGAUCCGGAAUGCAUGCCUGAGGAGACACAAGCACUGUGCGUCAUAGUGGAGGCGUUUCGAGCACCGCGUCAUCAGGAAGCUGGCUCCCAGCAACAGCCUACCCAACAUGAGACAUCUACAAGAAUAAUACCGAAGUGUCACCGGAAAAAGCUGGAGUUCGGCGACCAUUCGUAAUAGGAAAUACAGGAAUGACCCCUUCGAGUAAUGCGUACUAUAUUCCAGACUUCACAGUUCUUGGAUACGCAUGAUUUUGUCGUUAUUGAACUUUAGAGAAUUUCCAGAUUAUUCGAGAACAUGUUUUGUUCCUUAUUGAAACUAGUUUACCAGUGCAGAUUAAUUUUCAAAGCCAUCUAGUAUCAUUCAUUCAUUGAUUAUUUUCUCUUAUUUUACAAAGUGCAAUUUACAUAGACGUGAGCCAUGCAACAACGAAUGUAAUGCACUGAAAGUUUGCUCGAAGCGAAGUAUUAUACUUUGUAUUUGUUGCCUAUUGAGAAAAUCGCUAUCCGAUAUCGUUUUAUUGUAGAUAAAUUCAAUAGGACCCGCCAGUAGAAAAUUUGAAUUACUAGGUCCAACUAGAUGGCACUGACUUGAACCAAUCGAAUAAGACUGAGAUGGAAAAUCGGUCACCAACACGUUAGCGCCGAACGAAUCACCACAGGCGCUUCAACCUGGAAAACCAUAGUCUGUACGAACUGCCUUUCGCAUUUGAUCCAACCGACAUCUUAACAAAUAUAUCCUGUACUACACACACAUCGACAUAUAUAGAUAUUUUCUAUAGAAACAUUCAAAUGGACAACUGGACAAGAGAAGUUUGUUAUUAGGUUUAUAUCUGACUAGUAUACUGUAGAAGAGGGAUGUAACACGUCAUACACGAGUAUUUCACCGACCCUGAAAAAUAUCGGCUUUUAAAAUUUACGUGUUAGAUGGGAAGCAAAAAAAAAGUAUGUUUUCGCAGCAAUAACUUGCUCCCGAAGCGAUCGCCAAAUUAGGUGACCAUAAAGUGAGCAGGCGAAACUUGGAUCGUCCUAGUUUUCGAAAAAAAAAGACUUCAUUUGCUCUGUCUCAGUCAUCUGCAGGAAAAAAAUCACGAUGAUUGUAUUUUUUGUAGAAGCUCAUGGACGAUCUUAAUGAGUGCCAUAAGACAGUGCAUGCCCGAGUCAUAAUCUGGUGACUGUUGGGCUAUGUAUGUGUGUAAUGCUUGCUUGAGCGUGUGACUGAAUUGGGUUGAAAACACCCUGGUCGAUGAUGCAGUACAAAAGCGAGUGCCUUUUCUAUUUCGUUACACAUGUUGGGCCCCAUCUAUCAAUGGUAAGUACUGAAUAAGCUUUGCUGACGAUGAAAAAUACACAAAAAACUGUAUUCGGUUGUGCAUAAUGAAAGCUUAUGCGUUCAUGAGAUAAUUCAACACCCUGUCGGUGAAACUGCUCUAUAAUACCUGUGUCCAGUUAACGUGUUCAUAAAUUUCAAUCAAGAGUGUAAUUGUAUCAUUUUUUUGACUGAUAAGACAACGAAAUGAAUAACGUAAUAGUUGCUCUAGCAGGCCUGAAAGCUCUUAAAAUCAAUUUUUCCUUUAUAUGGAGGUAAGGAAUACGCCCAAGGUGGCUGCUAACGUUUUUAAAUCUUCAAGUACUUUAGUUGACUAAUACUUUUCGAGUAAGUGGUUGUAGUCUAUUUCCCGAUCUAGGAUCUUCGGACUAAAUUACUUCGACGAAAUUCCGGCCGAAGCAGUUUUUAUGCCUGUUAUAGAUUUAUUCAUCGAGUUAACAGCUGUUUUGUAAUUGGAAGUCUGGGGCUCAACCGUCUUUAAGCUCAGUAUUAAAAGAACAUGGUAAUUUCAAAAUCUGGUUCUUUCUCGAAAUUUGGUUUCGUUCAGCGAUAAAAUUUGAGUUAAUCCUAUGUGUUUCCAUUUAUUUUUUAUCACCAUAUCAUCAAAAUGUAUACCUAUAAUAAUAUAUAGUAAUCAUAUUAGUUUUGCUUGCCAGUGGAUAAAGAUUCCUUUUUAUAUGUGUUUCUAGCCGAUGAAGGUUAGAUAUUCACUUCGAUAGCGUAGCAUUCUGUUCUUUUUGUCACACGAUUAAUAUACUUACUAAAUAAAUACUGCAGGUCUACGUCAAUAAUUUGUGUUAGGCAUAAUAUUAGGUAACGGUAACUUCAGUCAGUAAUCGUAUUAAAAGUGCAACGAAAAUAUUUUUUUAAACAGUCGUGUCAACAAGAAAUGUGUUUAAUGAAUAUAGAAUCGGAAAGUUACGUGCCGGUUCCUCCAAACAAUUCCUGGGUAACAGCCUUGAUUAUGGACAAUGAUCGGGUACGUUGUGCAGAAGCAAUCGAAUCCAGCUGACAAGCCUAAAUAUACACUGCUACCGAUUUAUCCUUCUUUAGAACCUUAGAACAGAACAAAGCGAGUGAACUCAAUAUUCGCCAUAAAAGGUGGAGGAAACUAUACGUUAUUGUUCAGUAUGUUUUUUUGUUGAAAAUUAUACUAAUUAAUAUUGCAUUAAUAAAAACGCCACUUCACUGCCGAAAUAAUUAUAGGAGUUCUCAUAAGUAGCCAUUAGAUUUCUUAGUUUUCGGUAUAUCAUUAUUUUUUUGUCAUUCGACCCUUAUUUUUGGAACCUUCUCUAAAUUUUUACCAUAUAUUGAAUUGUGUCAAAAAGUUGGCUUCUCUUCUUUUGAAACACACAACCAGCAAUAUAUCCUAGAGCAGGUAACGUUACUACAUAGAUCAAUUUAGACAUCAAAACAUCGACAAUUACGUUGGACCAUUUUUGUACCCAGUAACAUUCAGUCGAUCGUUGGAUUCUGUCCACGAAGAUCGUUCAAUUGUCUCGUACAUCUUCUCAUCGAAAUUCAUAAGAGCGUAAGGCCAGCUUGUCACAUAAAGUGAAGCUUUAAGAAUACUUUAACUAGUCGAACGCGACGCGAACGAUGUUUACAUUAUAAACAUUUAUGGAACUAUAAUCUAUAUGAGUCUCAAAAAAUAUAUCACAUUACUAGCAUGAACUAUACUACACUAUGUCGUAUUCCACUGCAUUCUGUAAGACACGUAGAAAAGACAUUCCAUUGAUCUACACACUAAAAUGUUUUAUUUUAAAAAACCCAAACGCACAUUCUACCCCUUCUUAAGACUCCUGCGGUUCGUCGACUCACGCAUUCUCACUCACUCUCUCUUUCUCUCUCUCUGUAUUUCUCCCUCUCUCCCUCUCUCUCUCGUUCUAUCUCACAGAGGAUUUUAGUUGAUCUAAGCGCAAUUUGCCUUUAUCGACUCUUGUAAACCACGAAGGAAUCAUUGAAAAAUGGCCACUACUGCUUUAUAGUACAUAUAUGAUCGUACAUUAAUAUUUACUUAUUGUAUACUAUUUCGGUAAGAAAACAGCAAUACGUCGUUCGUGUUG